Messenger RNA from Drosophila willistoni, 680 nucleotides. RefSeq lists its product as uncharacterized. Lineage: Eukaryota; Metazoa; Arthropoda; Insecta; Diptera; Drosophilidae. The record is from RefSeq and is a predicted model, not a curated record. The coding region runs from base 102 to 410 and encodes 102 amino acids. The transcript is spliced from 2 exons.
AUUUUUUUUUUUAAUCUUACACAACAGUUAUUCAUGUCAAAAUUUUUUAGUGUUAAAUUUCAAAAUUUCGAAAGUUUUUCUUUUCGUACAAAUAUAGAGAGAUGCGUUUGCCACUAAAUAUGCUUGGAAGAGUAACACGCCUGACAUUGCGUCCUAUUCCAGGACUGCAUCGCUCUGUUGCUUUGACGACCAGACGACACUUUAGUGCCAGAAUAGAUGAUCCCAAUCGACGUGUUACUAUGUUGCAAUCGAUGCGGGAAUUCUUUAUGCAUCCCCUCACCUGGGAUCGAAAUAAUGGCUAUCUGAAUGUCUUGCUAGCCCUGGCCAUCUUUGGAUUCUGUUUCUUCAAUUCUUGUGCCCCUUGUGAGCCCCCCAAGCAGGAUGAAAUCGUCGCGCCCAAGAAACAAUAAGAAAAACCAAAGCUAUAUUUGGAAUCAUGUCUGAUGGAUGCCUCCAUGGGCCUUCCAUCAUUUAUCAUUGCACGUGGAAAUGCAUUCCAGGAAUUGGAGCAGAACGACCUCUCCCAGAACGUCCAGAACCAAAGCCCCAGUAAUACUGUAAGAGUCGGGAAGCCGGCUGAUGAUGAUGAUGAACAUAAUUAACCAAGCCCAAAAAAAAAAAUGAAAUAUCAACUUAAAUUUAGCUCGUAAUUAAAAGCCAUUAAAUGUUACGCAAAAUUA